AUGAAAUCUCUGCAAAUUAAGGGACUGGUGAAGGGGAAGAACGAGGGGUACUACAACCUGGUGACGGUUAUAAGCCUGAACGAUGAGGAGCUAGACGAGCAAAUUGUUGAACGGGAAGAAAGCGUAAGGGGCAAUUGGGCAGCCAUAAAAAGUGCAAAGGAAAUUAGCAAAAGUGAGAAAAAGCUAUUUGGUGCAAUCAUGAGAAAUGAAAGAGUCCGUUUAAGGAUAAAAGGAAAUAUAAAAAAAGUAACACAGAGAAGGAGAGAAGAUCUGAGAGAACAUUAUCGGGAGGAAGCACUUAAUGAUUUUUUGGAUGCAGAUGUAAGUGGUGACAAGGAAUAUAUGAACGAAUUUUUCAAGUACAUGCAGAAUGUCAAAGGGGUAAAAUUUUACGGGAACGUCGUUAGGAGGGGGAGAAGCAGGCGUGGAGACAACGUAGAGGAGGGCGCCUUCGAACGGUUGGAUGAAGGAAAUGAAAACUAGCAAAAACGUAGCCACCGAACCGAUAAGCACUAACAAGGUAGAGGAAAAGACACUAAGAAGGACUUUUCAAGAAAUUAAAAUGUCAGUAAAGGAAUUGCACAAGCCGAGGGUAAUCAUCCAAUCAACACAGAGAGAGGUUGAUAGUAGAAUGAAGCAGGAAGAGAGACAUAGCGUUAUGUACAAUUUGAAAGAAGGCAGAUAUGUGAAUCCACCAAGGAAAAGCCCCCCUAUUAAGAAGAGCCCAAACUAUGAGCAGCAUAAGUUGUAUUUUAACGGACUCUUCAAACACAUAAGAGGAGGGAAGAAGGGAUCGCUAGCCGUGGCUAAGGUGGCAGCGGCGAGAGGUGGAGGAAGCGGAGGAAGCGGAGGAAGAGGAGAAAUCGCAGAAAUCGCAGAAAUCACAGAAAGUGCGGAGGAAGAGGAAGAGGGUCCCCUCUGUGCUGCUGGAGAAGAGGACACCAUGGAGAUCAUUUGUGAAGAAGAGUUCGUAAAGAAAAAAUUUGUGCUGAAGGAAAAGAUCAAGGACGAGUAUAGGAGGAAGAGGAAGGGCUCCAGUUUUUACAACAGCAGCGGAAGCAACAGAAGGAGCGGAAGCAGCAACCGAAGCAGAAACAGGGAUGGGCUCCUUCCACCCAAUCGGGAAGCUGCCUCGAACGCGAGACGAAGCACGAAGUACGUGUUCGACGAGACAGCCCUCAGCGAAAGCGACUUGGACGAUUUGGAGUACUUGGUCAGAGUGAAGGAGAAUAACGCGAGGAGCUCUGCCGGGUAAAUGGAAGAAAAGCUGAAUAAUCCAAAGGAAGAAAAAACAGAAUCAUGUAUAAAGGAGAUAACUGGAAUGACAACACACGUCGAUGGCUCCGUGAAGGAUCCCACGAAAAAUAAUGCCAGUGAUGAGGGGAACUCCUCUCAUACAAAUAAUCCAUCAGAAUGUGGUGAUAACGACAUGGGUAAAAAUGCUGAAAAUGGUCCCCUGCAGUUAAACAAAAAACAAGGGUUGACAGGAAUUAUGAAAUCCAACUCGAUGAUAUUGAAGCAGCAGCAUUAUGGUGGGAAGGAAAGCCUCGUGAAUAAAAGCAAGACCAUCUUAGGGAUAAACGAACUAAUGGAUGGUGCUACCAAGGGGGGGAAGUCUACACCGGGUGGUAAUCAAAUUGGGGAGGAUAGAACAGUUAAAGAGGAGGAGGACCCUACAGUGGUAGGAGAUGAGAAGGCCAAGUCUGCACUUUUGGGAAAGAACACCAUGAAGGUGGUACCACCUCCUGUGGGGGUAAAGACAGCACAUGAAACGGUAAAGAAGGAGAGUGCUUCCAUGGGAGGAGACGCUUUAAAAGGGAAUCGAAUUCCCCAUCCACUGAAGGCCCCGACACCCAAGGGGAUUAAUAACUCUCCUCGUGGUUUGGUCACUCAGGACGGGGAACCCAAGAAUGUGGGUAAGCACAGUUCGCCCGCGAUGGAGACCCCAGGAAUGAGCGAACAGAGGGGGGAAGCGGCGGUUGGGGAAGCGGCGGAUGGGGAAGCGGUGGUUGGAGAAGCGGCGGUUGGGGAAGCGGCGGCUGCUGGGGAAAAGGAUACCACGCACAGUGGUGGGAAGCCGAAAGCUGGGCGGGUUGACCUAAAGAAGGGUCUGCCACUGCGAAAGGGCAUCGAGGCGUCCGCAAAGGGGGCAGACGGUGAGAAGCAGAUGGACGCUGUGAAGGAGAUGAGCGCUGCGAGGGAGAUGGACGCUGUGAAGGAGAUGGACGCAGCGAAGGAGAUGGACGCAGCGAAGGAGAUGGACGCAGCGAAGGAGAUGGACUCAGGGAAGGAGAUGGACUCAGGGAAGGAGAUGGACGCAGAGAAGCAGAUGGACGCAGAGAAGCAGAUGGAC
Molecule: messenger RNA, 2353 nt
Organism: Plasmodium cynomolgi strain B
Lineage: Eukaryota; Apicomplexa; Aconoidasida; Haemosporida; Plasmodiidae
Exons: 4
Coding region: 1-483 (160 amino acids)
Source: RefSeq, a predicted model, not a curated record